AUGGGAAAUUGUGUUUAAGAGAGAAAACCUUAACAUACUCUUUUUGAUGCUCAAGAGUGGAAAAAACUAAAUCAAGUUUUGAUCAUUAUUGUGAUUUAUGAACUGAGUAUCAUUUUUAUAAUCUUUUAGUACUCACAAAAAUUUACACUUUUAAUAGUAAAGCUUUUGAAGAAAUCUUCAUUGAGAAUGCCGAAUUUGGUAGAAAGUUAUUUCGCUUUCUCGAAGAACAUGGUGAAGAAGAAAAAUACAUACAUAGAGAUGUGUUGUUUUACAUUUGCAAUUAUUAUUUUAUAAAGAAUAGUGGAGGUUCUAUUAAAGGAUGCCUCAUCUGUGAAUUUAUUGAAAAGCUUAAAUAAGGACUUUUCUCUUAUAAGCUUAAAAUAAUCCCAAUAUAUUAAAAAUAAAGAAGAAUUACAUUGUAAGAAAAUAAUGCUAAGAACAAUGAUGAUUAAUCUUGUUUUUAUUCAAAGUGAA
Molecule: messenger RNA, 474 nt
Organism: Paramecium pentaurelia
Lineage: Eukaryota; Ciliophora; Oligohymenophorea; Peniculida; Parameciidae
Source: the annotation of a GenBank genome assembly